Molecule: messenger RNA, 6779 nt
Organism: Neofelis nebulosa (Clouded leopard)
Lineage: Eukaryota; Metazoa; Chordata; Mammalia; Carnivora; Felidae
Gene: ZSCAN12
Product: zinc finger and SCAN domain containing 12
Exons: 5
Coding region: 158-2035 (625 amino acids)
Biological process (GO): negative regulation of transcription by RNA polymerase II
Molecular function (GO): RNA polymerase II cis-regulatory region sequence-specific DNA binding; DNA-binding transcription repressor activity, RNA polymerase II-specific
Source: RefSeq, a predicted model, not a curated record
UCGCUUCCGGCCUUUGUGGGGCGCUGUGGGCUGUUCGGGCUCCCGGCGCCUUGGACCGCGUGACCCGUGGUCUCCCCGGGAGGGACCCGGCUGCCGGCCUCGGGAGCUGCAGGUCCACCCUUGCUGGAAGCACCGCUAGAGCUUCUGCACGGCCGCUAUGGCGUCGGCCUGGGCUGCGCCGGCCCACGAGGAACCGGGUGCGCUUCUGGAAGUAAAGGUGGAGGAGGAGGAGGAGUACAGGAAUACCACCAGACGGGAUCAGAACCUGCAGAAGAACAACACCCACAGCAGGGAGGUCUUCCGACAGUACUUCAGACACUUCUGUUACCAGGAGACUCCUGGACCCCGCGAGGCGCUGCGCCGGCUCCGCGAGCUGUGCCGCCAGUGGCUGAGCCCAGAAACGCACACCAAGGAGCAGAUCCUGGAGCUGCUGGUGCUGGAGCAGUUCCUGACCAUCCUGCCCGAGGAACUCCAGGCCUGGGUGCGGGGACAGCACCCGGAGAGCGGGGACGAGGUGGUGACCGUGCUGGAGGAUCUGGAACGGGAGCUGGAUGAGCCUGGAGAGCAGGAUGAAUGUGGCCACCGUGUCCCUGUCCACACUGAGGAACAGGACACGCUCUUGCAGGAGACGGCCCUUGUGGGAACAGGACGGGAGCCCGGCAUGUCCCUCCCAUCUGGGGUUGCCCGGCUGAAGUAUGAAUCUCCAGGACCUGGAGCCCAGCCGGAAGAACAAGUUUCAGGUGUUGAGACUGGAAAUAAGUACAGGAAUUUAACUCUAAAGCAAGAAGUGUCUGAAGAAGCAGCACCGCAGGGGAAUAUGUGUAGCGGAUUUGAAAGUGACAUGUCCCAGUCGGCUAGGUGCAGAGAAGCUUACGGAUCCGAAGCAGAAACAGAAGAGUCUUCUGGACACUCCAGGGAAGGUGAACAGUCUGCGGGUGAUGAGAACAGACUCCGUCUGACUGAACAGCAGAGGGUCUGUCCAGGAGAAAAACCUCAUGAGUGCGAGGAGUGUGGAAAAGCCUUCAGUCAGCACUCGAACCUCUUAGAACAUCAGAGGGUCCACACUGGAGACAGGCCCUACAAAUGUGAGGAAUGUGGGAAAACUUUCCGUGGGAGAACUGUGCUGAUUCGGCACAAAAUAAUACACACCGGAGAGAAACCAUAUAAAUGUAAUGAGUGUGGCAAAGCCUUUGGCCGCUGGUCAGCUCUUAACCAACAUCAGAGGCUCCACACAGGAGAGAAACACUACCACUGUAACGAAUGCGGCAAAGCCUUUAGCCAGAAAGCGGGCCUCUUUCACCAUCUCAAGACCCACACGAGAGACAAACCAUACCAUUGUGCUCAGUGCAAUAAAAGUUUUAGUCGGCGUUCAAUACUCACUCAACACCAAGGAGUUCAUACUGGGGCAAAGCCCUAUGAGUGCAGCGAGUGCGGGAAAGCCUUCGUUUAUAACUCCUCCCUGGUUUCCCACCAGGAGAUCCACCACAAAGAAAAGUGCCAUCAGUGUAAGGAGUGUGGGAAAUCCUUCAGUCAGAGUGGCCUUGUUCAGCAUCAGAGAAUCCACACUGGGGAGAAACCUUACAAGUGUGACGUAUGUGCAAAAGCAUUUAUUCAGAGGACAAGCCUUGUAGAACAUCAGCGAGUUCACACUGGAGAGAGACCUUACAAGUGUGAUAAGUGUGAGAAGGCCUUCACUCAGAGAUCAGUUCUCACGGAACACCAGAGAACCCACACCGGAGAGAGACCGUACAAGUGUGACGACUGUGGGAACACCUUCCGAGGCAUCACCAGCCUCAUUCAGCAUCACAGGAUCCACACUGGGGAGAAACCCUACCGAUGUGACCAGUGCGGCAAAGCCUUCAGGCAGAGGAAGAAGACCGACUACAAGGAAAUACUUCUGAAAAACCAGCGUGAACCUCAAGCUGGAGUGAAUCUUCUCCUGAGUGCUCUCAUUCCAGAAUGGGGUUCCUCCUGUGGGAAGGUCCCUAACGUGACUGAUGGCCGAGGGAGAGGGCUGUGCCUGGGACCACGCUGACAAAGAAGUCACGGAUAUUCCUUCAGACUUUUAAGUUGCUACUACCCAAGAUAGCUGCCUGCCCCCCACCCCGGGGCUGCCAGAAGACUCAGACAACUUUACUUGCAGGUGCUGAGAUCAGAAACAGACCAAGGAGCAGGUGCUGAAGGAGGUCCUGACACCUACCUAGGGGUAUUAUCCCUAGGCAGGGAUAAUACCCAGAAUGUGGAGAAGAGGCAUCACUUGUGCUAGAGAAGUUGGAGACAGCUUGGAGGGAAAGCCAUCAGGUGGAAAGGGUCAGGAUAAUCGCUUAUGUUAUGGCUUGACUAGUGACAGCCUUCUGGAAUGGCACAGAAAGCAGUAAAGCUGAACUGUAGGAUCCGCCAUAUGUCUCUGAAGCGAAAACCCAGCGCCUCCCUCGGGGCUUUAAUUCGCCCUGGUAUUUGUGCACACCGGGAAACUUCCGAUGUUGGGUUGUUGUUUGGGUGUUUUUACUGAGUGUUUAACUUCAAAUUCGGUUUUCCAAGACCAGCUUCAUCCUAUUGGCUCUAGGGUCCAGGCUAAAGGAUAGAACAAGAUAUGGCAGACAAAGUACUUCGGAAUCUGAGGCUUCACAUGCAGCCUGUUGAGACCCAAUUUUAGUUUGACUUUCACCAUUAUUGCCUUUUGAAACAGAAAGCCAGUGAGGAAGGGUGUCUGCAGAGAGAAGAGAUCCUUGAAAAGAAGCUUUUUCGGUCUCUCGUUAGUUCAUGUCCUUUCCCUUGAAAACUUGCCCCUGUCUCCUUGUUGUCUGCCCAGUUCUUUAGGUGGAAACUCAGCUAUAUUUGUGAGCAGUUUUGUUGUUUGGUUUGACCUAUUCAGCUACUUUACUUCAAAGUGCUGCUUUCUUAUGUUUUAGUCCUGAACAUUACUGGAAAAUUAUUUUUCCCCACUUUAGUUUUUCCAUAUCAAAAUAGUAUGUAAUUUUGAAACAUUUUCCCAUAUCAAAACAGUGUGUAUUUUAUAACUGAAACCUAGCUGUUGCUUCAAGUUAACUUUUGUCAUAUCCCACUAUUCAUUGAUUCACUCAACCAAUAUUUGUAGAGCAUUUAUUUGUCUGUAGUAGUGGCCUAGGUACAUUUCAGUUGGUAUAAAUGAUCCUUUUAAGUAGUCCCAACAAAUUAAAAUUUCUCUUGAUUUCAUUAUAUUCUAUUUUUUAUGUCUGGAUUCAAACUGAUCUCUUCUUAAGUUUUUUGAUUAUACCUUCCUGGUUCUUUGUCACAUUUUGUGGGAAAAUCCUCCUUGCUCUUCCAAACUUUCUGCCCAGCUGUCUCUUCUCACUCAAAGUGGAACCUCACGUGCCUUUUUGGGCACUUUGCCAACCUGAGAUGACAGUUUAGAUACAUAAAGGCGUGUACUUUAAAACUGGGUUUUACCUUUGUCACUGUUCUUCAUUUUUAGUCUCAUUAUCUCAGCAGAAGAGACAACUGACAUUUGAAUUAUCUGUGCGUUUUUUUAGAUGGUUAUACUAAGAAUAAAAAUAAGGACUUGUUUCCAAUUCUGCAGAUGUGAAAUGCUGUGGUGGGAUCUCUCUAGAACUGCAACAUCUAUGCGGUCAGUGUAGUAGCAGCUUUAGUAACUGGUGAGUCCUUACUCAGCAUCAGGGAAUACAGAUGCUGCAGAGAACCUCCUUGAGGGCAACAGGUUUGGAAAGGCUUUUCUUUGUAGCGGGUCCCUCCUUUCCUGCCAGGGGAUCCACCACAAGGAAAAAUGCUCCGUGUUAGGAGUGUGGGCAUGCUUUCAUGUAUUGUGGCCUUAUUUUACAUCAGAGAAUCCACAUAAACGAGAGACUGCAUAGAUGUGGUGACUGUGAGGAGGCCUUCAUUCAGCACAGAACCUCAACGAACUGUACGUGAAGGAAAUGGGAACACCUUGACCCAGAAGUCAGGACCGACUGCACCAGAGAGUCUACGCAGGAGGGAGAUCUUGUCAGCGGGAUGAAUGUGGGCAUGCUUUGCAUGGAAUCACCAGCUUUAUCAUUCAGCAGUGGAGAAUUCGCACUAAAGAGAAACCCAGACAGUGUGAGGAUUAUGGAAGUCUUCAGGGUGGUUCCACCUUGGUAAACAUCAGUGAAUCCGUAUGAGAGAGCUUCUUAUAAAUGGCAGGAUCACAGGAAGUUGUAUGGGCAGAGACCAAAUCUCAACAACAGAAUCUCCACAGUAUUGAAAAAUUAAUUUAAUAUAAGUGCACAGGUUCCAUUCCCCAUGGAAUGGGUAUUCUUAAUUGCCCAAUUUGGCCAAUAAAAACAUUCAGUGGAUGCCUCAGAUCAAGAAAAGGAAAGGUCAGCAGUUCUUUCUUGCUAUCUAGAGGAGUCUAUAGAUGUGAGCAACCAGGAAUUUUGAAAUGAGCUGCUCACCUGCAUGUCAGGACUUGGGACACUGUCUCCUGGGUGACAGUGCACACUGGGGACAUGUUUCUCCCAGACAUGCUCUUCUCAGAGCUUCAUUCAACAAGAGCAGAUUACUGUCUACUGUGGUCAUUUUAUUUUACUUGUUUAUGGGCUGAAUAGGUUUGUGUCUGUACCCCAGGACACACAAAUCACAUUUAUAAAGUUUCAGUACAUGUAAUGAAGAACCACGUCAUUAAUUUGUUGGAUGCUCCCCUAAAUUUGGGACUGCUUCUGUGUUCUCCAGCAUAAGGCCAUGCAAGUAUCCUUCAGAGUAUAUAUUUUCCAGCUUUGGUUUAAUUGUUGUUGUUGUUUUUAAGAUAGUGAAAUUGAGAAGUAAUGUUGAAGAUAUUUCCCCUUAUAGAUAAUACAUUAUAUAAUGUGAAGGCUAAUACUUUAUGUAACUUGCUUAUUAUCCUUUUCAGUUCUGAAACAAACUAAAAGGGGAAAGGAUGUUUAGAAGCUUUUCAGCAAGUUGUUAAUAUAGCCCAAUCGCUAUGAGACAGAAUGAGGCUUAUGUAUUUUAUACUGGGUUACUAAAUACAGGAAUACUUAGGAAUAUAGGAAUUUAGGAAUUCCUAAAUAUAGGAAUAAAUAUAGAUUUUAAAACUUUGCAAUGAUUAUUUCAGAAUUCUGAGUAUAUUUGCUGUACAUCCCUAUUUUUUUUUUUUUUGCAUAGGUAUUACAGUCCAUUUAGAAGAUGGACUGCAUUCUAUAAAAGGUCUUUUUAGCAUCUAUAGAAAUCACGUUUUUUUUAAAUUAUUUUUUAACGUCAUUAUUAUAUUAUGUGCAAGGCUUUUCUAAUAUUGAACCAACAUUGCAUUCCUGCAAUAAGUCCUGCUUAGUCAUGGUGUAUUCUUUUAAUGUGUUAAUGAGUUUGACUGCUAAUAUUUUAUUUACUCCAUUUUCUUCAAUGUUUAUGUGAAAUUGGUCUGUAAUUUUUUUUUGUACUAUAUUUUUCAGGUUUAGGUUUCAACAUUUUAUAAAUUUUUAAAAACUGUUUUAUUUAUUUUUGAGAGAGAGAGAGAGACGGAGUGCAAGCAGGGGAGGGGCAGAGAGAAAGGGGAAGAAUUCAAAGCAGGCUCUAGACUCCCAGCUGUCAGCACAGAGCCGGACGCGGGGCUUGAACCCACAAGCCAUGAGAUCAUGACCUGAGAUGAAGCCAGAUGCUUAACCAAGUGAGCCACCCAGGCACCCCUAGGUUUCAACAUUUUAACUGCAUUUUUAAAGUAAUUACAUUUUUUUUCAUUGUUAAUACUCUAGAACAAUUUAUAGAGCAUUGGAAUUAGCUAGUCUCUGAAGUUUGGAUUCUGAUGUAAAACCAUCUGGGCUGAGUGCUUUUCUGUGGGAUAGUUCCUUGGUAACCUUCUCUGUUUCUUCCAUUAAAAAAUAGUCUGUUUGGAGGGCACCUGGGCGGCUCAGUCAGUUGGGCAUCUGACUUCAGCUCAGGUCAUGAUCUUGUGGUUUGUGGGUUUGAGCCCCACAUCAGGCUCUGUGGCACAGAGCCUGGAGCCUGCUUUAGAUCCUGUGUCUCCCUCUCUCUCUGCCCUCCCCCACUCGUUCUCUGUGUCUCUCUCUCAAAAAUGAAUAAAUGUUAAAAAUAAAUAAAUAAAAAGCCCUUUUGGGCUUUCUAUUUAUAAUGGGGGUCAAUUUUGGUGAUCUAAUAUUUGCCUAGAAAAUUAACCAUUUCAUCUAUAUUUUAAAAUUUAUUUGCCUCGAAUCUGCAAUAUAAUCAGUUAUGACUUUUUAAAUAGCUUUAUUGAGGGAAACUGAUGUACAGUAAACUGCAAAGGUAUACAGUUGUACAUAUGUUUUAACAUGUACACACCUGUGAAAUGAUCACCACAAUCAAUAUAACGAACAUAUCACCCAAAAAAGUUGCCUUGUGUGUUUUGGCAAUUCCUCCCUUCCACACUUCCCUGCACCCUGCCGUCAUCUCCAGACAAUCUCUGCUAGAAAUCCUAUAAAUUAUUAUAAAUUUGCAUUUUUUAGAAUUAUGUAUAGAUGGAAUACAGUAUGUUCCUUCCUUUUUUAGGCUUCUUUCAUUCAGCAUAAUUAUUUUGAUAUUCAUCCAUGUUGCUGCAUAUAUCAAUAAUCCAUUCUUUUUAUUGUUGAGUAUUUCAUUGUAUGGAUACACCAGUUUGUUUAUACAGUUACCCUUUGAUGGACAUUUGGGUUAUUUCCAUUUGGGGGCUCCUAAAAUGAAGUUGGUAUAGACAUUUGUGUACAAGUCUUUGUAUAGACAUAUACUUUCAUUUGUUUUCAGUAAAUACCUAGGAGUGGGAUGGUUGGAUCUACGUGAUGAGAAUAUUUUUAACUUUUAAAGAAACUCAAAUUGUU